UGCACAGCGUCAAAUCUACUAGUCUUUCCUUUGUCUCAAGCUUCCCUCACUCAGUAGACCAGUAGCUUGCCCCCCUUCCUUCUCCUCUUCUCUGCCCCUCUCGCUCUCUCUCUCUCUCUCUCUCUCUCUUCUCCACCGGGAGAGUUCGCCAUGUACAGACCCGUCUCCCCUCUUCCGGGCAACGCCCGUUAUUCUUCGCCGGCGCAGCGGUGGCAGGAGGCCUGGGCUCGGUUGCUAGCUCCUCUGACUCUUUGGCUAUGUGUUUCGGUGAGCUUGAGGUACGGGUACUUUGGGGAUUCUCGUAUGGUGAUCGGCCCGGGCUCGUCGAGGCUGAUCAAGGCGAGCUCGCUGUUCGUGGACCGGGUCGACGUGCGGGAUGAAGAUAGGAAAGGGGUCAGUGUCUAUGGCUUCUCUGAGAAGCCUCAGUUGAGCUACGAGACAAACUGGACGGUGUCGAAUUAUCUGAUUGUGGGCUCUUACAAUCGCAAGGGAUUCAACCUGUGGUUAAACAGAGGUUCGAAAAUCCGAAUGCGAUGGGAAGCUCAGACUAGCCACUUAAAUCAACUGCAAGUCUCUAUGGUCAAAGGAGAGCUUAAGUAUGAAAUGGUGCAGCCGAGUUUUACGAGUUCCCCUGAUGCUGCGGCGCUCAAAGAACCGAUUAACUUUAAAGAAGCCGAGUACUAUAUUGAAGAAGAUGACAAAUACUAUGUAAGAGUCAUAAAUGCCAAUUCUAGGAGCAUCAUCAUGUCGAUGAGCGUGAACGCUUCAUCGAAGAUAUAUGACAUAACAAAGGCAAAGAUCAUGUGCUCGACAUUGAAGGGGUCCUGUCAGCUGAAGCUCCUCUUCCCUAAUACUCAGUAUGUGGUGGUAACCACGCCAAGCAAUGGUGACCUUGGCGAUUGGUAUAUCGAGCUCUCUUUUGUGGCUCGUGUUGUAACUUACAUAGCAAUUCUAGGAUUCAUUGUGAUUGUCAUUUUUCUAAUACUGAAGUACCUAGGGGUAUGUGAUGUUGAGAACGAGGUCUAUGUAGACGACACCCCGAUAGUUCCUGUUCGGGAAGUGACAGAGACCGCUCCUAUAAUGCCGGAGAAAUCAAGUAGGCCCACAUAUGGAACCAACGAGGAGGAGGAUGAUGAUGCGGGAUCAUCUAGUAGCUCUUCAGAGGAUUUAUAUGAUGCGAAAUUAUGUGUGAUCUGCUAUGACGAGCAAAGGAAUUGCUUCUUCGUCCCCUGUGGGCACUGUGCUACUUGUUAUGACUGUGCUCAAAGGAUAAUGGAGGGGGAGAGCAAAGUAUGUCCGAUUUGCCGGAGGCUUAUUCAUAAAGUCAGGAGAUUGUUUAGCCCAUAAGUAGAAAUCCGAAUCUGUACAUCGAGUGAGAGAGGGUCAUUUGUUUUUGUAACCUGAGUCCUCUGUCUGACAACUCAACUUUCUAUUCCGAUUCUUCAUUGCCAUUAAACUUGCUGGAUCAAGUUGGCAGGAAUUUUGUGAGGAUUAAAACUCAACUAUUGUUACCAGCAUGAACUGUGAUUCGUUCAGAAAUAGAAUUCAACCGGGAAAGGAUCGGUGCAAUUG
This is a messenger RNA of Rhodamnia argentea, 1572 nucleotides long. RefSeq names its product E3 ubiquitin-protein ligase APD2-like. NCBI's taxonomy places the organism in Eukaryota, Viridiplantae, Streptophyta, Magnoliopsida, Myrtales, Myrtaceae. The record is from RefSeq and is a predicted model, not a curated record. Bases 151 to 1347 code for a protein of 398 amino acids. The transcript has 9 exons.